AUGUAUUCGAUUACAGCUCGUUUUAAUUAAAUCGUGUUCUUUACAUCUUGGACAUUAGGUAUAUUACUCUUAUUAGAUAAGUCGUAUUGUCAUUAUUGAAUUAGGGUACAGCAUAUUUUUUUAAGACUGGAAAGCCAACAGUAGAUUUAAAGAUAUUGAGUGCAGAUAAAUUGUAUUGCAGAUAAAAUGAUUAUAUCUUUUAGUCAUCAUUAUAAGGCUACUUAUUACAAUGGUGGUGUAACAGAUUGGGAUUAGGUGACAUUUAAAUUUUCUUUAGAAGCAGGUUUUUGAUACACGUAAUAUAAUUAGAUUUCGAACCUGUAUAUAAUUGGAAUUUAAAACAAUUAUUUUUGUAUGUGAAUGUUCAUCAUGAACAUUAANUAUCCUAUGAGGAUUAACAAUAAUUUCCAACUUUUUCUUUGAACUAACCUUAUAAUCUUGGAAUCUUAGAUUUUAUUUAUCAAAGCACUUUAAUUUAAAAUACAACAUUUCGGCCUUAGGAAGAUAGAAUUAAAAAAUAUGAAGAACUUCCACAAUAGAAUUUUUCAUUAAUCAAUAAAGACAAUUCUAAUUUUAAGAAAAGCAUACUUAAACCAACUAGUUAUUCAGUAUCAACUUAAUCUAAAUUUGAUGAGUGCACUUAAGAGUAUCUGAAUAACUAUAAAAAAUUAUAUCCAUUUUUAAAAGGAUUAGAAUAAUUAAAAAAAAGUUUGCAGAAAUAUUAUUUAUAAGAAUUUAAGCUAAAAUUAACAAGAAAAAUAAAUAGGUUUAAUUAGCAAUGUAUUGCUGGUACAUUUAAAUUGGAUUAUUUUAAGUAAUUAUAUUAAAGAUACUUAAUGAGAGUAGCUAUGUAAUAAAUUAGAAUAAAGUCGAGAUUAUCAAAUAUGGUUAAUAUUCUGUAAAUUCAAAGAAACCAUUAAUAAUUAUUAUCAAUAAAACAUAUAAAGGGAGUUGUUUAUGUAUAAAAGAAAAUGGCAAAUUAAUAAAGAUAGAAAUAUUUAAAAAGAGUAGUAUUUAAACAUCUCAAUCCUAAAAAAAGAUAUGAAAAGAUAGCUAAAGUAUUUUAACUGAAAUUGAUAACUUUAAAGAUAAAUGGAAUUUUGAGAGAAGCAUUGAAAUAAAUAAAAAUUACAGCUUUAACAUUUAAAGUUGAGAUAAGAAAAGAUCUGGCUUUUUAAGUAACAUUAAAGAAAGAAAAGAAAGUAGAAUCAUAGGCAAUAUAGAAUUUUAGAAAAUAAAGAGAUUUUUAUUGA
Messenger RNA from Paramecium sonneborni, 1253 nucleotides. The record is from the annotation of a GenBank genome assembly. NCBI's taxonomy places the organism in Eukaryota, Ciliophora, Oligohymenophorea, Peniculida, Parameciidae.